ACAGAUCAGACCAGAGCAGACAAUAGGCCCCUAAAGUGUUCCCCCUAAGUUGCUUUGAUGUUGUCCUAGUGUCUUGAUACCAGGAGGCCAGGGAUUGCAGGAAAAGGGUCUUUUUUGUCUUCAUUCACUUUCCCCCCUCAGUUUCUGAAAUGAUUCUCCAGAAUUUCUCCUCAUAAAAAAGGACUGAAUGUGGGACUAGCUGGUGUCACUCCACUUUGACCUAAAAAUUCCUUUCUGUUUGGGAGGCACAGAUCGCUGUGUCCCAAUGUUAGAAGAGAGAGCAAGUUGGACAUCUUGAAAGGUGAGGGUCACCUCUGAGACAGGGGUUCCUGGACUCCACAAGCUCCCCACCUCCAGGAUGAGCACUGCCUUAUCGUGACCCUUGGGGUUUUGUGUGCCCUGGAGAUGCGAGAUUUUCCUUUGGCAGCCGGAGGCACACACCCAGAGAAUGCUGGAGCCGCAAGGGGACAGGACCCACUUCCACAGCGGAGAAAAACAAAGAGGAAAAAGGCGUGCAGGCAGCCAGCACUAAGGGACGCACCCGACACGCAGUGGGCCCCUGCCGCUGCCCCCAGCAGCUGUUCCCGCUGCAGCCCGAGAGGAACUCGGUGAGCCCGUCCCUGUUUGUGGCUGCGAGCUCAGGAUUUCAAUCAAUGCAUUCCAGUAACCCUAAAGUGAGGAACUCUCCAUCAGGAAACACACAGA
Molecule: messenger RNA, 705 nt
Organism: Dama dama (fallow deer)
Lineage: Eukaryota; Metazoa; Chordata; Mammalia; Artiodactyla; Cervidae
Exons: 4
Coding region: 406-612 (68 amino acids)
Source: RefSeq, a predicted model, not a curated record